AUGGAUCGCAAGUCCCCCUCGGCGGACCCGGCCCUUUGCGAGCAUUUGCUUUAUGCGAGUAGUGGAGCUCGCUCGUCCUGUCGAGGCGGCGAACGGCACUGCGACCGAGGUCGCGCAGGCCGGCACGGGCGAGUUCCCGUACAACGCCGUCACCGACUUCCUCGGCGACGACUCCAAGGGGCUGGUGAAGGACCCGGGCGUGGAUCUCGCGGCCCACCUCUCGGGCGAGCUCAACACGCACGCGGGCCAGGCCGUGGGGAAGGCGGACGAGUACGGCGGCCUCCUGAGGCAUCGCCGAUCCAUGCUGGGAACGACCUGGUCGUGGCGACCGUGCACGACUUCAAGACCGCGGUGGGUGAGCACGCCAAGGGCAAGCUCCAGGAGUCCGUCUCUGAGGUCAACUCGGCAGCAGAGGGCGGGGGCUCGUCCGUUGGCGUCAAGGAGAUCAAGCACGAGGAGGUGGUGCCGUCCCAGAAGAUGACCUCUGAGGGCGUGGAGGAGUUCGCGGCGACGCAGUUCGGCCUGCAGGCCAUCACCUUCAAGGAGGGCACCGGUGAGCUCAGCGACGAGUCGGAGGCGCGCGUCCUCCGCGAGUUCGUCGAGCCUCUGAAGGCGGCCAAGGGCAAGGCAGGCUCUGGCGCCCAGUUCCUCUUCUGCAUCUUCUACUCGACCACCGCCGGCGCCGACAACGUGAAGGAAGGCCUGAUGCAGCAGCGCGGCGAGGGCCUGGAGAAGAUCGUCACCAGGCACGCCGACGAGGUCCUCGGCUCCGGCAGCUACAAGGUCGGUGGCAAGUUCGAGGGGUACGAGUCGGAUCGCCUCGGCGCGAUAGUUUACAAGGUCACCAAGGGGGGUCAGGAGGCCGCAUGCUCCCCGCAGGACGCCCAGAUCGCGGAGUCUGGCAAAGUUGGCUGA
Molecule: messenger RNA, 915 nt
Organism: Prorocentrum cordatum
Lineage: Eukaryota; Dinophyceae; Prorocentrales; Prorocentraceae
Source: the annotation of a GenBank genome assembly